Messenger RNA from Paramacrobiotus metropolitanus, 1720 nucleotides. RefSeq lists its product as uncharacterized. Lineage: Eukaryota; Metazoa; Tardigrada; Eutardigrada; Parachela; Macrobiotidae. The coding region runs from base 89 to 1720 and encodes 543 amino acids. The record is from RefSeq and is a predicted model, not a curated record. The transcript has 9 exons.
AACGCAUUCUAAUUAAAUAAUUAAGGAAGUUGCUGGCAUUUGUAAUUUGGCUUUUGCAUCCUGUGAACAGGCUUACAGAUACUUUCUAAUGUCUAACCAAUCGGCUUCAGAUUCGUUUUGUUUCACGGCAGCUGAAUACCGGUUUAAAGAUAAGGAUGGUCGUACCUAUUAUUUUAAAAAGAAGGAAAAACGAGCAGUGGACGACUGGAUUAUGGCAUUUGUGUUAACGCCCAUUGCAGAAGUGGAAGGAAAAACAACAGAAUCUGGAACGCUGUUUGAACUGCAGGACGACAGCUGCACGAGGAAGGUUUACAUUCGUAGCAAGUCGUGGAACAAUUUUAAAGAUUUCUCCUCGGAUCUGCAUAUCAAAGGCGGCUCGUCCGCGUUUUCCAACAUGAGCAACAAGGUUCUCGCCAAGUUAGGGGAGUGGUAUCACCAACGGUAUAUUGAGAAAUGCGAAGACAAAGAAAUUCCGCUAAAGCGGCAAGCGGUUUCGCACCUGGGACUGCAAGAAGACGCACAUUCUUGGAUCAGCAUGUUUUACGGAGUCCUGAUCAGGCACUUCAAAGGUUUGCCAAGCUUGAUCGUAGUCGGACUCCCAGACACGUGGAAAACGCUCCUUCUGAAUCUGAGCUUGUCAAUUUUCGGGACAAAUAUGGAAGACAUUUGCAAUUUAGGAGAAAUAACUGAUUCCGCAGGCCUUGAUCGCUGGACAAAAUUGCACGUUCCUUUAAUAAUCCACGAUAAUCCAUUUCCUAAGCUAAUGCCACGUAUAUUUGGAUGCGUGUACGAAAGAAAACUAUAUCUAAACUAUCGCAACAAAAACAGCGGUGGUGUGCAUCCUACUUCGUCUUGUGCGCUUACCAUGAAUUCCGAUGGCCUGGAUGAUAUCGCUGCCGCAACUAAAGACAAAAUGCGGACAUUGAGUCGGGUAGCUAUUUUGACCAUGGAUAACGAGAUAACCGACAUCGAUAACACUGUUUUCACACUUCUGGAGCAAGCGCAGCAACGUGCAUCCAAAGAUGUUCGGAAACUGCUUCAUUUUGGCGAAGAAGGAUGCCGUGAACUGACUAAUGCGGUUAAUGACAAAUACGAAAUCAUCAAACCAAAACUAUUAUCAGCGGGGAUGGUUAGCUGCACUCACCGAAUUGCAACCUUAUACUCUAUACUGUCGUCUGUUGGGGAUAUGAUUGCCCGUAAAGUUGCUUGCGAGUACGACCAAGAAGAAGCUCUCCAGUGCCUGCUACGGCAUGUUUUAAAAGCCCCGCCAUAUCAAACUUUACCGCGCAAUGGUUUGACCGCGCGUACAACGCUAUCUUUACUUCCCGACCGAAGCAACUGCUUGGCCAAAGAAAGUUUUGCUCAACUGAUAGAAGCACUACGCAAGACAACUCAUGCCGAAAAGAUGAAUACGUUUUUUAAGAACGUUCUCUCGGUGAAGUUUGAAGAUAUUGCGGAAGACGUGCUUUGUUUGGCUGUUCGGAAGGACUUGUUCCUUGAUGCAACAAAAGAGGACCCGUUGCAACAAAAUCGCUGGUGCAUUGACCAGAUUGCUUGGGCAGACAAGCAGCACCAAGUGAAUCUGAAGGGUGUGCGGAGGCGUUCCUUAAUUUUGCCACGCGAGCACUUUACUUCAGAGCAACUUGCAAAGAUUGAUGGUAUCGUCGGUGCUUUGCAAGUUUCUUUAGACGAAGCGCCCGAGGCCACAUUUGGAUGGUAA